This is a messenger RNA of Marchantia polymorpha subsp. ruderalis, 4518 nucleotides long. The record is from the annotation of a GenBank genome assembly. NCBI's taxonomy places the organism in Eukaryota, Viridiplantae, Streptophyta, Marchantiopsida, Marchantiales, Marchantiaceae.
GUCUCGUCGAGACGUCUACGAAGGAAGAAGAACGAGGCUUCUUCUCUGUUGUUGCUCUGUUUGGUUUCCUUUCUGCUCGAUCUUUCUCCCCUUUCCCCCCUCUCUCCUCUCCCCAUUCCUCUGUCAGUGUCACGGCGCGGUGGUCGUCAGUCCUGUAGUUAGUUUUCGUGUGUUUCGUCCUCUUGAGUCGUCAUAUUUUUCUUCCCUUUUUCUCUCCAACGUAGGACCUCGGGGUUUAAUUUUGGGACUUUUUUUCCCUUUCUUUCCCGUUCCUGUCUUUCUGAGUUAGGAUUUUUUUUCCGUACUUUCCACCUCUCUUCGUGUUCGUUGCGGGACUGAUGGUGUGAUUGGCGAGCUCUUCGAUGGAUUCGGGUGUCGGAUCUCUCGAGUUUCGUGGACCAUUUGAUUUAUUGUAGUUUGUCAUCUCUCUCUUCACACCCUCGGGGCAGUAAGUUGCUAUCUCGUCUCAGUGGCUUGGCGGGGUUGCACUUGGUAGGGUUGCGGUCGGUGAGUUGUGCCCGUUGUGUUCGUAGAGGCUUUUGUAACGUCGGGUUUGCUGUCGUGCGUGGACUUUGGUCCUUGAGUUUCCGUCACCUUCUAAUCCAUUCGUCUACUCCAUAUGUGCGUUGUCUAUCUUCUCUCUGUUUUUUUGUUUCACCGAGGGUGCCUUUGUCCACCCAUAACUCCUUUCUUUUCCGGAUCUCCGCACAUGUGUCCCAUAGGCGGCUCCAAGGAUUGAAUCAAUAAGGAGCGCAUGCACAGUCGUCGACUCUGCAGGUGCGAUUGAUGUCUUAAUCUUCAUUGAGCUGUCUAUGUGGACGAGGAAUGGUAGUAAUUGGUCGUAGUAUUGUGGAUUUCUUCCCCUCGCAACGGCAAGUAUCGUUCUUGUUCGGACCGGCGCUGCUGUUAAGUAUGCAGCCAGUAUGAACUGCGAUACCCUAAUGGAGGGAUUUGACAUAACCAUUAAUUAACUUCAUCGUGGCGCCCAACCUAUUUGAGCACUUACGACUCAACUGCGAGUGCCUCUGUUGGGGUUUCCUUGGACAAAGUCAGUCUUGAGCUGUGUCGUUCCUGCCGAGUAAAAUGAGGUCAGACACAGGGUUGGAGUGAUGCCCCAAGGCGGUGAUGCACUGUCUGUAUUGUGGGGCUGAUCGGCCGCGGUACGUGAACUUUGAGCGAAGGAUACAGGAAUUAAAUUGAGCCGACUUUGAGCUCACCAGCACGAACGGUUGCAUUGCGAAGUUGCAUCGAGACAUCGUGCUGGCUCUUACCGAGUCCAAUAAAGGUGGUAGGGUUGCGUGGUGAGCUAUGAGUCAACCACAGGUGCAGCAGCGACCGGCGGCUGCUAAUGGUGUGGGUCGACGUAGGCCAGAGAGGGAUGUAAGUAACAAUCGGGCAGAUGCUGGAUUUCGGUCAGACUCUCAAAAUUGGCGGUCCUCCUCUCAAGGUCCUUCGCGAAGUGGACCUAAUCCCUCUGCGUCCCCGGGAGCUCACGGGCACGGGCACUUUAACAGCAUAAGUAGUAACAGCGGUAGCGUUGGUGGAAGUACUAGAAGUUCAGGGGAAAGGGCAGAAACGGGAGUUGCCAGCCUUCCGAGAGGUGCAGGUGUCGAGAAGCCUCAUCAUGAUCGUUUGCUUUUCAUGGCUAUGUGCCUCAUUGGCCAACCUGUGGAGGUUCAAGUAAAAAAUGGUUCAUUUUAUUCAGGAAUUUUCCACACCGCCAAUACGGACAAAGAUUUCGGUAUUGUCCUGAAGAUGGCUCGGCUUAUCAAGGAUGGAACCGUCAAAGGCGGGAAAAGCGAUGCAGUGAAAGAGGCUGCGAGAAAAGCUCCCCAAAAGACGCUGGUUAUCCCUGCGAAAGAUUUUGUGCAAAUUAUUGCUAAGGACGUCUCUCUCACUGGUGACGCUAUAGCUAACGGCCGGGCACGGGAAAAUAGGGCCGAGAUUGUCACAGAUGCUGUUUUGUCUCAAGGUCGGCAGCGGGAGGUGGAGCGUGAGUUGAAGCCUUGGAAGCCUGAUGACGAAGCGCCAAGGAAUCUUGGCCUGGAGUCCACCUUCCAAAGCUCUUGGAACAGAAACUGGGACCAGUUUGAGACAAACAAGGCUUUGUUUGGCGUUGAGACCACUUUCAACGAAGAGCUGUACACAACGAAGCUCGAGAGGGGCCCGCAAAUGAGAGAACGGGAACGGGAGGCCUGGAGAAUUGCGAGGGAAAUUGAAGGUCAAACCACCAGGAAUCCCCAUGUAGCUGAGGAACGAGGAAUACGAAUUGCACCAGAGCUGGAAACGAUGGACGAAGAGAGUAAAUUCUCAUCAGUCAUCAGAGGAGCAAAGCUUGAUGUCGGCGAGGAUGGCGAGUAUGGACACAUCGACGACCAGAAUGGACAGACUUUUGGUAGCGCUUUCGGUGGAAGUGGAGGUGCUUCAACUAGCCCGAGUGGCAGCUCUGUAAGCACACCCAUCACUCGUGAAUCCGAAAGCAAAACAAGUCGGCCGUCGUCUGCAGAUUCGCAGACAAAUAAUGGGCCAUCGCAAAAGGAUCCAUUGCUUCCAUUGCGAGAAAGGAGGGCAACGUCAAUAGAGAAGGGGGAGGUGGCGGUACUUGAUAGCCAGGCUGACACGCACAGGGAGCAUGUGAGACUACGGCAACUCCUGGUUGGCGACAAAAGCAAGCGUUCUAGCAAGGCUGGAGGUUCCCCAUAUCAUAGCCCUGUUGGGAGAGGCUCGCCGCUGUCUUCACCCCUCGUCGGUGAUCCUGCAAGCAUUCAAGCUCUUAAUCUGGACCCUAGCUGUCCACAAGUACCAGAUGACGUGUACAAGGAGUUUCUGUUGUUCAAAACUCAGGAAACGUUGAGGAAAAAGGAGACAAGUAAGAAGCAAAGGGAGGAUCAAGUCAACGAGCUAAAGAAUUUCAGCGAAAGCCUUAGAAUUAAGGACUCCGAGCUUAGCUCACCGAAGGCUGCCCCCAAAGCUUCCUCUGGCGACCCAGUGAGCAACUCAAGCAGGCAUGGUUCUCAAGAUGGCGGAGCAAGGCCAUUAGGCUCGCUCGAUUCCAAGUCCAGUUUGCCUUCAAGUGGUUCUCCAGUUCAUUUAACUGCAGCUCAAGCAUCUGCUCCUCCGGCUUCAGCAUUACCGAUUCCAGUUGGCCUCGGCGGUCAGUUGAGUGGUACCCCAUCGACUCUACCGUCAAUUGUUACGAAACAAGGGACUGCAACUGCCGGUACUUCUUUUGAUGCUUCCCCCAUGACAACGCCAGCCGUUGGUCAAUCUAGUGGAGCCUUAUCUUCGAAUGGGCUGUCCGCGCCUUCUUCUCUCAGUACCAGUUUCGGUGCACCCUCUCCCUUGAGCGUGCCAAGUGUACCGGUUUCGCACGGAGUGUCGCCUUCUGUUUCACCAUCGUCGUCGGUCUCCUCCGUUGCAUCCGGAGCACCACCUUGUACAAAGAAAUCUUCGUUAAAUCCAAAUGCAAAGGAGUUCAAACUGAACCCUAAUGCAAAGGCAUUCACACCAAGUUUUACGGCAAGGCCUGCGUCACCAAUGAUUCAGGGCCCUGUGUACAUGCAUGCCGGCCUCCCACCUGUCACACCAAUGCAAGGUGUGCCUGUCGGCAUGAAUGUUGGACAGUACAUGCAGCAACCUGGACAGCCCUCUCAAUACACUCAGUACAAUAACGCUAUGGCUGCUGCUGCUGUGGGAAGCUCUCCACAGUACAUGCAACCACCUGGUGGCUAUGUUCCAGGUGCUACGGGUCCCCCUGUCUUGCCUGGGCAACCCAAUAUGAAGAUGCCACCGCACUCGCAACAACAGGUAGUCGGACCCCCAUAUGGACAACAGCAACAGCUGAGAUAUCCUCCGCAAGGGCAUCCCAUGCAACCUCAACCUUACCUCCACGCUAAUGCCCAGCUCUAUCCCCAGCAGAUGCUGUAUCCUUCUGGACAACUCUUGUAUAUACCACAGUAUCCGCAGGGAAUGAUGCAGGGACAGCCAGUUCCUCCUCCUCCACAAGGACCACUGCCUCCCCAACCUUCUCAACAAACUCAACAACAAAAACAUCGUGGUGGAGGCAUUCCCCAAAUGCAUUACAGUGGAGCACCACCUUACUUACCUGGCCAGCAUCAUCUCCCACAACCUCAGAUAUCCCACCUACACAACUCCCUACAACCAGCCCCUGGAGGGCUUGCCCCAACAUCAAUGCCUGGGGUUCAACAAUCUCCACAAGGGAUGGUGGCUCCAACUGGGAGUGGAGGCAGUGUUGGGGGUGGCAAUGGGAUAAGGGUGGGAGGGAAAGGUGGAGCAGGGAGUUUUGCACAACAGUAGAACAUGGUUUCCCAGUACACGUAGAAGAGGGAGGUGCGGGGGUUAGAACUAUGUGAAUUACUGUACUCUGGCCUUAAAAAAUCAUUCAUUGUGGAGUGGCAAUCCAGUGCAAUACUUGACAUACUUGUGUCAGGUCUCUCCCUAGCAUUUUUUGUCACUUCUGAGCAAUAAUAAAGGCAUAUCCCAGAAGGAGUAUGUGGC